Musca vetustissima is the source of this 470-nucleotide messenger RNA. It is a transcript of the gene EloB, whose product is annotated as elongin-B. Bases 104 to 460 code for a protein of 118 amino acids. Gene Ontology annotation, biological process: transcription elongation by RNA polymerase II. The transcript has 4 exons. Gene Ontology annotation, cellular component: elongin complex; VCB complex. Gene Ontology annotation, molecular function: protein binding. NCBI's taxonomy places the organism in Eukaryota, Metazoa, Arthropoda, Insecta, Diptera, Muscidae. The record is from RefSeq and is a predicted model, not a curated record.
GCAGUAGUUGUGAAUCAAAUCGAAGAAGAAAAACAGGCAAGGUCGUCAACGUCGUCGUCGUCGAAGUUGUCUCAGUACAAAGCCAAUAGUCAACACAAGCAACAUGGAUGUGUUCCUGAUGAUUAGAAAACACAAAACUACCAUCUUCACGGAUGCCAAAGAGAAUACAUCGGUGGGCGAACUAAAGCGUAUGCUGGAAGGUAUUUUAAAAGUUAAACCAUCAGAUCAACGUUUAUUCAAUCAAGACAAUGAUAUUAUGGAAGAUGACAAUACUUUGCAAGAUUAUGGCAUCACAAUGUCAACAGCUAAGGCGCAAGCACCAGCUCAAUUAGGUUUGGCUUUAAGAAAGGAGAAUGGCGAAUUUGAAACCCUUGAUAUUACACCCUAUUCAUCACCACCAGAUUUACCAGAAGUUAUGAAAAAUCAGGAAGCAGCAAAUGGCAAAGAACAGGUGGCAUAGAUAGAUAUAU